GAUUAAAUGUUAGUGAUGUCGUGGCUGUGUUUGUGUGUGCUGGUCUUCGUCGUAUCGCCCGCGGCAGCGGUCGUGGGCGGAGCACCCGCUGCUGCGCCAGAACCUGAUGCUGCGGUAGUCUUCACGCAAAGAUACGGAUACAGCGGCCGCUUAGAAGGCAUAAAGGACGAUACAAAAGGAUACUAUAUUUUUGCUGGAAUCAGAUAUGCAGAACCACCAAUGGGUUCUAGAAGGUUUCAGCGACCAAUUCGUCGAUACCUCGCGGGUGAGAUAUCGGCCAAAACGAAUUGCCGGCCUUGUCCACAACUUGACCCCCAAGGUUCGGGACGUGUUGUGGGCCACGAGGAUUGCUUAUGUCUUAAUAUUUUCUCCCCUAAAAUGCCAGGAGAGGAACAAGGUAGUCCAGUAGUCUUAUUUAUUCAUGGCGGUAACUAUCGAACAGGCUCUAUUGCACCAUAUGGAGGUCAACAUUUUGCCCAAAAAGAUACAAUAAUAGUUGCAGCUCAAUAUCGUUUAGGAUCUCUUGGUUUCUUGAGUACUGGACAAAAGGAUGCUUCAGGGAACACAGGUCUUUUCGAUCUGCGAGCUGCUAUGGCAUGGAUCAACGAUUACAUUGAAUUCUUUGGCGGAGAUAAAUCACGGGUGGUCGUAAUGGGUCAAGGUUCUGGAGGCAGUGCUGCUUCACUUCUCGCCUUGUCCCCUGAAGGACGUUCUGCCACUGGAGUAGCUGCUUUGUCUGGAGCUCCCCUGUCGCCAGGAGCAAUAAGGGAUGAUCCCAACAAACAUGCGGAAACUUUGGCCGAGAAAACGGGAUGUCCAAAGGCUCCAGCCGAGCAACUACUUAUUUGUUUAAGAAAAAUACCAGUGGAAAAGAUUGUACAGGUGGACAAUGAAAUCAGUACGGAUAUGAUAGACACAAAAGCAUUUUUAGAUGAAAUCUCUGGCCGUUCAGGUUCAGGAGCUCGAGUGGAAGGUGAGGACGAUAAGCGUGCCUUACCACCUAUGGUCUAUGAUGCGCCAGCUAAAUCGUUAAAAAUGAAACAGCAGCGUGUCCCCAUGCUCACGGGUGUCGUAUCUGCGGAAACAUCGAGAGCUGUGUUUGGUAAAUACAAUAAAUUCCUGACUGAAAAACUAACAGCAGUAAAAGACUUUAUCAAGAAAGAUCUCAUCGGUGGCCUCCGUAACGUGGUAACGGAUGUUCAAAAACUAAUUCCUGGUGUCCAAGGUGUUGUACCUCUGCCCGAUUACUACCAAGCAAUAUUUGACAGUUCCUUAAAAGCUGUAGAUGGACUCAGCGAAAUAGUUGAAGCUACGGGAGACGCUUUAUUCAACUUCCCCGCUUACCAGAGCGUUAAAGAGUGGAGUGCGGGUGCUCCGGCUUUCCUCUACAGUUUUGAGCACGUCGGGAAUCUCAGCAAGGGCUCGCACUUCCUACCUGGCCUCGCUAUUACCCAAGGAGCAGAUAAUCCUACAGAGGGCAUGGAGAAGAAGGUGAAGGGUCCGGCUCACGGUGAUGAACUGGCUUAUCUUUUCGAACCGCUGGACGAGGAAGGGAAAUCUGUAGGAAGGCAAAUUUCUUCAAUGGACGCUAAAGUCCGAGACUCAUUCGUUGAUCUGAUCGCUAAAUUUGCUCAUAAAAUGCCAGCAGAAAACAAAAAUGAGAAAAAUGUGUCAAAUAUAUUCGGAUUCUUGCCAUUUACUGCAGAAAAUGAGCAAUAUCUUAAGAUUACCGACAAAAUAACAUUAGACAAAAAUUUCAGAUUCUGUCAAAUGGGACUGUGGGGUAAUAUGGCUGACAGAGUGACUGGCGCACUUUGUAAAAAUGUACUGGGUCAGAUUCUUAAUCUUCCUAAACUCUUGAAAAACCCAUUGGACAAUGUACCGAUUAAUAAAAUCACUGGUCAAACAAUUAACAAAGGAUUGUCGAUUUUAUCGCCACAAAAGAACAAAAAUCAAAAUAAUCCAUCGGUAAAUCAGUGGAGCAAUCCAUUCGGAUUUUAGUGAUCCACUGUAAUUGUAUUUGUUCAAUUUAAAUAAAUUCAUACAUGUAUAUCUUAA
Molecule: messenger RNA, 2058 nt
Organism: Nymphalis io (European peacock)
Lineage: Eukaryota; Metazoa; Arthropoda; Insecta; Lepidoptera; Nymphalidae
Gene: CCE-un1
Product: liver carboxylesterase 1F
Exons: 11
Coding region: 7-2001 (664 amino acids)
Biological process (GO): postsynaptic membrane assembly; modulation of chemical synaptic transmission; presynaptic membrane assembly
Cellular component (GO): postsynaptic membrane; cell surface; synapse
Molecular function (GO): signaling receptor activity; neurexin family protein binding
Source: RefSeq, a predicted model, not a curated record